This is a messenger RNA of Prunus armeniaca (apricot), 291 nucleotides long. NCBI's taxonomy places the organism in Eukaryota, Viridiplantae, Streptophyta, Magnoliopsida, Rosales, Rosaceae. The record is from the annotation of a GenBank genome assembly.
AUGUCUAGAUCUGGAGGUUCAGAAGUAAGAACUCCGAUCUUCUCCGGUGAGAACUAUGAGUUCUGGAGAAUCAAGAUGAUAACCAUCUUCAAGUCAUAUGGGUUGUGGGCUCUGGUGGAGAAAGGAAUUACGAUUUCGGAAUCGAAGAAGAAGGAGGUAGCUGAGGAAACAUCUGCAGAGGAAGAUGAUGAGAAGAUGGUUGCGAUUCUUAUGAAGGAUGCAAAGGCUUUGGGGAUUAUUCAGAACUCUGUCUCUGAUCAGAUCUUCCCUCGCAUUGCUAGUGUUGAUUAA